AUGUUAUGUUUACAUCACUUAAAUGAACACCAAGAACUCAUGAAAAAACUUAUGGAUGAAUUGAUUGAUGAAGCAAAUCAAGAAACAUCCCAAUUACAAGCAAUAAAUUUGGCCGAUAAUCGUAAUGCUUUAUUUGAAAAAUUAAAACAAUGGCGUCACAAUUCGAUGUUGUACAUUGAACAGUUAUAUGAUGAAAAAUUAAAUGAUAUUGACAAAUUGUAUGAUAAAUCAAAUGAUGAAUUUGAACAAUAUAAGCAAAAAAAAUUAAAACCAAUUAUUGAACAAAUGACAUUUGCAUGUGAACAACAAACACGAAAAAAAACGGUGAAUACUUACGAUAUCAAUGAAUUAAAAGAGCAACUAACGAAAUUAAAACAGUUAACAUCAAAACUUGAAGAAAUGAAAAUUAUUGUUCAAUUCGAUAAAAAACGAUUUGAUAUCAUCAAUAUUUCUCGUGAAAAAACAUUUGAAGAAAUUGAAGAUCAAAGUAUUGAGUUAUUCAAUAAAGAACCCGAUCGAAUUAUUCAAACAAAAUCAAACUGUCGAGAAUUUGCAUCGUCUCAAGAUUUUACAUUAUUAGGAAAUCGAACUGAAUUAUUAUUGUAUAAAAAUGAUGGUCAUCCAGUGGGAAGAGUUCAAUGGACUAUGAAAAAUAAUGGAAUAUUACAAGACAUGUGCUACAGUGAAUUGUUAAAAUGUUUUCUCAUUUUGUCGGUCCAUUCUGUAUUCACCUUGACAACAAAACAACCAUUUACGUUAAGUAAAAUUGAACAAUUACAACCACAUGAUAAAAAACGCUUUGAUUAUUUAACGUGUACAUCACAAGACACUCUAUUUUUAAAUCAAACAUUAGGAUGUUAUAUUGAUAAAAUUUCGACAGUUAAUAAUUAUCAAUUAGUCAAACGAUAUAAUAAAACUGAUCUGAUACAAUGCGAUGACAAAAGUAUUGGUAUCAUUCAUACUAAUGACAAUUCUAUUGCUAUGAAUAUUUGGAAUAAACAAGAUCAAACAAGAAUUGAUGUAUUUGAUUUGUCAAUAAUGAAUCGAUUGUACAAAAUACAACAUUCGAAUAAUGAUGAUCUUUUUCUCCUAACAACACUUUGUAACGAACAAUGGUUAUGUUUUAAUUCAAAAACAUCACAACUUUAUUUAAUUGAAAAAACUGGUGUUUUAAGAUGUAUUAAACAAGAAAAUGAAAUGUGUAAUGGUUCUGGUGAAAUAUUAAAUGGUACAUGGAUUAAUAUUGAAAAUCAAGUUAUACUUGGUCGAAAGAAGGGUGAUCAUGUCCAAUUAGAAAUAUAUAAAUUGAAUACAACAAUGUCAAUAUCAAUGUGA
Didymodactylos carnosus is the source of this 1335-nucleotide messenger RNA. The record is from the annotation of a GenBank genome assembly. Lineage: Eukaryota; Metazoa; Rotifera; Eurotatoria; Philodinida; Philodinidae.